Messenger RNA from Hypanus sabinus (Atlantic stingray), 596 nucleotides. RefSeq names its product monocarboxylate transporter 10-like. The transcript has 2 exons. The record is from RefSeq and is a predicted model, not a curated record. Bases 126 to 596 code for a protein of 156 amino acids. NCBI's taxonomy places the organism in Eukaryota, Metazoa, Chordata, Chondrichthyes, Myliobatiformes, Dasyatidae.
UUGUCAAGGGAAGGGGAGGCGAGGCAGGACUCCGGCGUGGGGAGGGUUCUGCCGCCCGCGCUGACACAGGGGCCAGGCGGGGUUCAGAGCGCUUGUCGCGGCUGGUCCUGACCCGCGGCUGAGAUAUGAGCGAGAGUCUGGAGCCAGGAGUUGGGGGUCAGGGGCAGGGGAAAGAGGAGGCGAGGGACGGCGAACCGGCCCGUCAGCCUCUGACAGAGAGCAAGGAGGCGCUGAAUGGUGAGGUGGGAGCGAACUCGGAGACCCAGCUGCGUCUGGCAGGGGGAGAGACCACCCAUAACCAUGAUCCCGGCGGUGGGCCUCCUUCUACCCCCGACCCGGGGACGGCGCCCGGACAGGUCGACCCUCCCGAGGGGGGCUGGGGCUGGGUGGUGAUGUUGGCUUCCAUGUGGUGUAACGGCUCGGUCUUUGGCAUCCAGAACUCUUUCGGGCUACUGUAUCUGUCCCUGCUGGAAAAUUUCGGGGGCACAGAAGACAAACAUCUGCAGUUUAAGACAGGAGGUGAGGGCGCUCAAGACCUGUCACAGUUGUCGAGCAUCUCUCUGCGAUUCGAGUUUAGCCCAGAACUACCACUUUGA